Molecule: messenger RNA, 6376 nt
Organism: Stegostoma tigrinum
Lineage: Eukaryota; Metazoa; Chordata; Chondrichthyes; Orectolobiformes; Stegostomatidae
Gene: cntnap1
Product: contactin associated protein 1
Exons: 24
Coding region: 85-3999 (1304 amino acids)
Source: RefSeq, a predicted model, not a curated record
CAGGACGCGCUGCGUCAGUGACUGCAGCAGCCCCGCCCGGAGCGCAAUCCGCAGGAGCUGCAGGCGGCAGCGCGGGGCAGCGCUAUGGACCGAGGCAGCCCCGGGGUGGCCUUCCUGUCGCUUCUCCUCCUGGUUGCGAUUUCCUGCUCUGCCGAACGAUGUAAUGAACCCUUGGUGGCUCAAGAAUAUUCGAGCUCCAUGACAGCUUCCUCCUAUUAUUCAUAUUCCUACUCACCCAGCUAUGGAAAACUGCACUCGAGAGGUGGUUGGUCUCCCCAGGUUUCAGAUCGACUUCCCUGGCUCCAGAUUAACCUGUCACAGAGAUCGAAAAUCACUGCCAUCGCCACACAAGGAACAUACAACUCUUAUGAUUGGGUGACUAAGUACCUCUUCCUAUAUGGUGACCGACCAGACAACUGGACACCAUUCUAUCAGCAGGGACAUAACUGGACUUUUGCAGGAAACCGGAAUUCUGAUGAUGUGGUUCGACAUGAGCUGUGGAGACCAGUUCUCGCACGCUCCGUCCGCUUCGUAGCCCUGGGCUGGAACGUCAAUCGUUAUGUUGGACUUCGGGUCGAAGUCUAUGGCUGCUAUUAUGAUUCUGACAUGGUCUCUUUUGAUGGGAACAGUUCUCUGAGCUACCAGUUCCAGGAUGGAAGUACUCGCACAUUGUUCGACUCCAUCUCAUUCAACUUCAAAACUAUGGCUCAGGAUGGACUUCUUCUACACAGUGAGGGUGAAGAGGGAGAUUAUAUCACGGUGGAGCUCCAGGGAGCAAAGCUUCUGUUUCACAUUAACUUAGGCAGCAGCAAUAUCCAUUCUGUGAGUGGAGACACUUCCAUCAAACUGGGCAGUUUACUCGAUGACCAGCAUUGGCACAUGGUCUUCAUUGAGCGCUAUGGACAGGAUCUUAAUGUCACUCUUGAUGGUCAUGUUGAACGCCUUCUCACUAAUGGUGACUUUGAUCACUUGGAUUUGAAUUCUGUGAUUGUUUUUGGUGGGCUGAAUACUACAGAGAGACUGAGACUAGUCGACAAGCCAAACUUCCAGGGCUGUAUGGAGAACAUUAUGUACAACAACAUUAGUGUCAUCGACCUAGCGAGAGCAAGAUAUUCACAAACACAGACCCUGGGUAAUGUACAUUUCCGCUGCCAUGAAUUCCUCCACAAGGACAGGCCAUUCUAUCCCAUAACCUUUGCAACGCAAGCCAGUUUUAUCCAGGUGCCAGGAAUACCAAUGCUGAACCAGCUAUCUGUCAACUUCAGUUUCCGAUCUUUAGACACAAGUGGCUUGCUUCUUUUCAGCAACUUUUCUGAGGGUCUUGGCUGGCUGGAGAUGGGUUUAAGUGAAGGACAAAUCAACAUCUCAUUCCAACAAACUGGCAAGAAAAGACUGGAGUUUGCUGCAGGUUCAAACUUGACCGAUGGACACUGGCAUUCAGUUCAGCUGCUAGCCCGAAUGGACUCUGUUGUGGCUGUUAUUGAUGAGAGGGAUGAUUCACCAAUACGAAUAGGUCACACUUUACGGGUGCAGACUGGUGAUCAGUACUACUUUGGAGGCUGCCCCACAAGUGUAAAGAACUUGGGAUGUUUUUCAAAUGUGAGUAUGUUCCAUGGCUGCAUGCAACACAUUCAUGUGGACAAUUAUCUUGUGGAUCUGGAGCUAGUAAAAAGACGCCAACUAGGAAGAUAUGCAGAGAUGCUGUUUAACACGUGUGGAGUUGCAGACAGAUGUACCCCAAAUUUGUGUGAACAUGAAGGAAUUUGUCUGCAGACUUCAGAUAAUUUUGUAUGUGAUUGUGAGAGAACAGGAUACACAGGCCCAACCUGCCAUAACUCCCUCUAUCCUGAGUCAUGUGAAGGGUACAGAAAACUGGGUGUGCGAACAUCUGGGAACUACACUAUUGACCCUGAUGGGAGUGGUCCGUCCAGACCCUUCACCGUUCACUGCAGAAUGACAGAGAAAAAAGCCUGGACAAUAGUUUAUCACCAACAGCAGCAAGAGGUCAAAGUAACUGGCUCGACUUUAGAGAAACCUUUCGUGGGACAUAUCCAAUAUUACAACAACACAGAGGAAGAGAUUUCUGCGAUAACCCUAGCGGCCGAGUAUUGUGAACAGGGUAUCUCCUUCUCCUGCUAUAGGUCCCGUCUCCUCAACAGUCCAUCUGGGCUGCCUUUCUCCUGGUGGCUAGGCCGUGGAUUUGAGAAACAUUUCUAUUGGGGAGGUGCGACUCCUGGGAGUCAGAGAUGUGCCUGUGGGAUGGAGAAAAGCUGCACUGACCCCAAGUAUUUCUGCAAUUGUGAUGCAGACUACCGGCAGUGGAAGACCGACCGAGGUUUCCUGACCUACAGGGAGGACCUGCCAGUCACAAAAGUUGUUGUUGGUGACACAAACCGUUCCAGUUCUGAGGCCCGAUUCACUGUGGGUGCUUUACGUUGCUAUGGAGAUGGCGGCUCCUGGAACACAGCCUCAUUUGUUUCAGGGAAUUACCUUCAAUUCCCGAGCUUCAAUCCCGGGCCUAGUGCUGACAUCUCUCUCUACUUCAAAACCACAACAUCUCAUGGUGUCUUUCUGGAGAAUUCCGGAUAUAGAAAUUUCAUCCGUCUGGAACUGAAAUCAGAGAUGGUGGUUGCAUUCUCCUUUGAUGUGGGUGAUGGCCCAGAGGAGCUACAGGUUGAGUCAGAGACCCCUCUGAAUGAUGACGCUUGGCACUUCCUGGAGGCAGAGAUCAAUGUGAAGUUUGCCCGUCUACGGCUGGAUGAGUCACCUUGGCGACUGAGAGAGGCGCCACCACAGAGCUAUGUAUCUCUGAAGCUGGACAGGCCAUUGUUUAUAGGAGCUGCCGAGUAUCGGCUGAACGCAUUCUUUGGCUGCUUGCGUGGUCUCCGAAUGAAUGGAGUAAUCCUGAAUCUGGAGAAGGAAGCUAACGUUACAGAGGGAGUGAAUGCAGGCUGUGUGGGAGAAUGCGGCAGUACUGGGGUACUAUGUCAGAAUGGAGGCAGAUGUGUUGAGCGAUACAGCACAUACAGCUGUGACUGUAAUUCCAGUGCCUUUGAUGGGAUGUACUGCCAUAAAGUUAUUGGUGGGUAUUUUGAACCAGGAACCUAUGUUCGUUAUGGCUUCCAAACACCAUUCACAGCGGCAGCUGGAGCAUUUGCAAAUAUGAUGGUUCCAAUCAGCCACGGUUUUAACUCCACCAGUGAGGAAAUUGUCUUCAGUUUCAAAACAUCACAGACACCGAGUGUCCUCAUGUACAUCAGCUCCUUCUCCAGAGAUUAUCUUGCUGUGAUCAUCAAACACGAUGGGAGCUUGGUGCUUCGGUACCAGCUUGGCUCCUUUCCCAACCCGUACACCAGGAUCCUGGUUAAGGACAACGUGGCUGAUGGUAAAGCUCAUUGGGUCAACAUCACCCGGAGAGACCGGGACAUCUACACACAGGUGGAUGAACAUCCAGUUGUGCGUGACAAGAUUUCUCUCUGGGGUGAUAAGAAUUUUGAUUCGCCAAGGUCCCUCUUUUUGGGUCGAGUGAUGGAGAUAGGUGUUCUUGACCCUGAGAUCCAGCGGUUUAACAGCCCGGGUUUCACUGGGUGUCUGGCCGGAGUCAACUUCAAUGGAAUUGCCCCAUUAAAGGCAGCCCUGAGGACAAACACGAAUCAGACUGUGGAGGUUUUGGGGGAUUUGGUGGAAUCGAAUUGUGGAGCUGUCCCCAUAAUUCUAUCAUCAGUCCUUCUGGAUGAAGAUCCUUGGGCUCUGCAGCCAGACACCCCACGAUUUGGAUAUGAUUACCUGACUGGAGUUAUCAUUGGAGUCAUUGUAGCACUCAUCCUCUUCGCUAUCCUCGCACUGUUGGUCUUGCUGUUCCUCUACUAUUAUCGACACAAGGGCAGCUACCACACGAAUGAAGCCAAACCCCUCGAACCGUCCAAUGGGGCCAAGCCUGUCUCUCUGAAGAAGGACCAAAACCUUCCCCAGAUACUGGAAGAGACUAAAACUGAAUAGUUGGAGCUGAGUUUGUGUUUUGUUAAGAGAGGGUUGUAAGAGAAUCUCUGACUAAGAUAUAGUCCCUUAUUAAAUAGGCUCUCUCUGGAUAAUUAAACAUUCCUUGUCUACAGAGAAACGGGCUAAAGAAUUUACAAAACCACGUCACAGGUUUUAGUAACAUGCGUGCUUCUGUCUGCAACUGAAGAAAACUUUCUUGGCAAUUUUUUUAAGGAUCAUUUGGAGUCUAAUGCUGCUAAUUAAGACAAACUGAGUAGAACCCAUAUCUAUAUAUGAAUUGCUGCUGCUAGUAACAGUGGGGAACAGGCUCCUACUUCAACCUAUAAUCAAUGCACCUGCUAUACUUGCUGCUACUCGUGCAUGAAAGAUAUCUACAAUAUGCAGCUCACGUUGACGUAUACAAUCACUUGCAAUAUUUUUUUACUUUUUACUAUUUCUGUUGUCAAGUUUGAAUCAACAUUGUACAAAAUUCUUAUUGUAAUAUUUUAUAAAUAGCUGUAGCAUUCUGAGAGUAUGAAUGUCAUAUGGAGAUUUAACCAAAAUCAUGGGAAGGUGGGGCAGAUGGGGAAGGUGGCAGCCUGGCCAUUGUGUGAAUGGACAUGCCAGCCCCACCUGCCCACUCCUUGCGUCCUGCCAUGAGGAUCAGGGACUGGUCCAGUGUUGGACCACAACAUCAGCCAGGGAGCUUGCAGCAUCACUGCCAUGACCCAGUGACAUCGGGAGCAGACAACACUGAGGUGAACUUGUACAUCAAUUUAGAAAAAAUCUGGAUAUGGAAUUUUUCAGGGCUGUAGAAGUUGAAACUAGAAUUAGUUGGCAGAAUCUUGGUGAGGUGUCAGGAUCUGACCUGACGACAGGAAAGCCAGUGCGAGAGCUCUGCUACCCCUUCUAUCAAAGGCCCACUGAGCCUCAAGCCAGUCAGCCUGUGGCAAGACCACUGGGCUGUAUCAGGAUCCCAGGGCGGAGGAAUUCAGUCAACAAGAACUUGUUCUUUGCAGCAUCACCCAGGUGUUGUAGUUGAUACAUAAAAUGGGGAAAGCAGGCCAUUCAGCCUAUCGCAUCCACCCUGACCCUGUGAAGAGCAAACCACCUGUCCCUGUAACCCUGCAUUUUCCAUGGCUAGUUGACUGAGCUGCACAUUUUUGUAUUGUGGGAAGAAACUGAAGCACCCGGAGGAAACCUACACUGACACAGGGAUAAUGUACAAAGUCCAAACAGACAAUUGCCCAAGGGUGGAGUUGAACUCUGCUGUGAGGUAGCAGUGCUAACCACCGAGCCACUGGGCUGCCCUAAUUAGGCCCACAGUCAGUUAAGAGCCAAGACAGGAACAGUGAAAAUGGAGGCUAUGUUUGUGGGGCGAGGCAAGGUGUCAUUAGGGGAGGUACCAACAGCAAGAGCAGAGACUGGCACAUUCCCACACCCUGCCCAGGCUCUGAGGUGAUAAGCUCGCUACGAGCGCUUUAGCUGCCCAUUGGGACUGGGUCACUCCCAUUGGUGUCGGACUCAGUUAUUAACUAAAUUGAUAAAGACAUGAAUUGUUGAGGAAGAUUGAGACUUUCUGUUCAGUAAGAGGUGGGGAAAAAGGUAGGUUUUGUUUGCAGCAGCAGGCCAUCAAAUGAAGCAGAUUCCUCACCUCAAGCUCAACCCCAGAGAGAGCAGGAAUAUCCACUCAAUGCUUCUGAACAACACGACUCUCAGCACUUAGUGAUAAAGAAGGUGCUGCCAGACAACAGGAUAGAGGAGUUUUGGGUGUCACUGACAGAGAUGUUUAGUGCAGACAGGGUUUUGGAAAAGGGGGUGUCUGAGAGAGGGGAAUUAGUCUAGAAUGUGUUUGGUGGGAUCUGAGAGAGGGACAGUGGUCUAAACUGGGUUUUGGGGGUCUGAGAGAGGGGUAUUAAUUUUUGACAAGGUUUGAGGGGCUCUGAGCAGGGCAUUUGUUUAGACAGUGUUUUGGGGGUUCUGCGAGAGGGACGUUGGUCUGGACAGGAUUUGAAAUGUGUGGGUGAGAAUUGUAAGUUUUUGAAGGUUUUCAGGGUAAAGCCUGAGAUAAGACCAGUUUUACUGAAUUCACCACCUGUGCCAUCAUUCCUGCAGCCUUCCCCCAGCCUCCAUAUAAUUUCUAACCAAUGGAUUCCAUCAUUGAACAAUGCUGAAUUCUCCUUCCCAGCCUGAAUCUCCAGGUGUUGCUCGUCUCAUGUUUAGCAAGUUGAAGGAAUUCUCACAGGCAAUGCAACGUCUAAUGAGAGGAUUAAAGGCACAAAACAUGUGGCUGUUUCUCUCUCUUUAUCCCCCUCCCCCUUUUUAUCAUUGUUUCCAAUUGAUGUAAUUCAUCUUUUUAUUGUUUGUGCAUUUCUGUAUUAAACUCAUUGCACUAAUA